GUUGCUUUCCGAAGCUUCACCGUUUAGGAUCAACGUUUUUUCUCCGGAGAAACGACGUCGCCGGUCGGGAAGUGUUGUAUGCGCGCGCGGUCUGUAGAGCUGGAGAGUGCAUUAGUACGCGAACCGUCUGUGUCUGUUUCUGUGUGUGGUACGGUAUACGCUUGCAAUUCAGUGGGACCCCUGAAGAAAAAGGAUCAAGUUACGUUCCUGCCAGAUCAGGUCUGUCGGAUCGCAAAAGGGCAGCAGAUGUUUCUGGCUGUGAAGUUUUCGAUGGCUGCCGCCUGCUUGGAUUAGCCAUGGUGUUGUUGGUAGCUGCCAUCUGUCGCCAGUUGGUCCCGAUCCCGAAAGAAGCCCCACUUUCCGGGAAAUGUGACCUGCCGUAGAUUUUGUGGAUUCAUAUACCUACCUGCGUGAAGAAGAAACCGUCGGGUGAGUGUUGAACGCCCGCUCGAACGAGAAGAUGCUGAUGAUGAUGGACGCGAAUCCCGGACCGCAGUGAAAUUAGUGCAAAGCAGCGCGCGCGAACGAAAAAGAAGAAGAAGAAGAGUUCGUCUGGAAUCCGUGCUCCGUCCGAGCAGCUAGUGCCUCCUUCGUUCGAUCGUUGCGGGCGCGAGUGCGAAAGGGUUCAGGUUCAGAAGCAACUGAGCAACGGAAAAAAAUAACGAAGAUCAAGAAGAAGAAAACCGCAGCAGGCUUUGUUGUUCGACCCGUUGUACCUAUAGCACGGGGGUGAAUCUUCGUCACGAAAAGCACUGCUCGUUUGAUAGCUGAACACUAGCGAACCUGGUGGUGGAAGUCAAGCUUUUGCCUACAGCGAGCAUAGGGAGACGACGUAGCACGCUUUGAUGCGUUUUUAUUUUCCCAUGGAAAUUCAUUCCAAUCUAGUUCUCCAAGUGACAAUUUCACGGCUUCCACCUCGAAACUUCAAAGUUAUUCAAAGAUACACAUCUGUUCUGUGCCUAUAGUGUAGUGAGUGCUUAGAAGUGAUCUUGGUCAGCGUUAGCAGCCAGCAGCAAGCAAGUUCAAAGCAGGCUGUGAACGAGCAAGGAAUAUCGUCGUCCGUCCGUUCGUUCGUCCAGUCGUUCGUCAGUCAUCUCUUCAUCAUCAUCCGAGAUCCGAGUAGGCCUCUGCUCUAGCUCUGGCUCUCUGUUGGGCUGGGAACAACCGCAGCGAAAGAAGCAGCAGCAUCAAGAAGGAGAGACUAAUAUGACUGAUUGGUGGUGGAGUGCCUUUGGCAAAAAAGAAACGUAACCUCAAAUUUCGCCCCUCUAAUGAACCCUCCAACCGGAAGCACAACCAAUGAAGAAACUAAAGCAGCAAAGCAAAAAACAGAACAAAUCAGCUCAAUCGCAACCUUCGCCGUACGGCGGCAAUCCGUCCAGCAGCAAUGUCCCCAUUCCCGUGUGCUGCCAAUAUCCGACGGGGACCGCGGGAUGUCCCGGUUGCUACCCCACUCCCUAUCCAUCAAACCUGUCGGCCACCACCUGCCAACUAUCACCAUACGCCGGUGGGACAUGUUCCUGCCGGCAGCAGGUGUACCAAAACUCCACGCAACGGAGUAAUCGGCCGUCCACGGCCUUACCCAUCUCCAAACCGACCAACAUCGUAGCAACCAUGGAGCUGUUUGAACCUCGGGCUUCCACGUCCGGUGGUAGUAGCCAUGGGCACCACCACCAUCAGGACUAUUCCUAUGCCUACUACGAGCCGGGGGUGGCGCUACGCCACUCGAACGUUCCCUCGUAUAUGUUUGAUCCAGCGGCGGUGGCGGCGGCGACGGGUAGUCGCCCUUCCGGCGGAAGUAGUUCCAUGCGGGCGCUGAUGGCUUUGGGGGGUAACGGGCAGAGGAAUCGGUUGUACGGGGCCGGUCGUCGGAAUGGGUCAAUGGGUCAACGGUUUCCGGGGUCGCCUUGCGAGAACAUCUACGAGGAGAUCAUUCACGAGGAAAACGAGUCGGCAGUGGUGGCGGGGCCUUCGUCCAGUGGGCGCUUGUCGUUGAUGUCGCUGAACCAGAGUGUGAUCGUGGAGGAGGAGUUCCGACAGGUGCAGAAUUGUCACCGGAAGGUGCUCGGGGAGUUGAACUUGUCGGUGGAGGCGAUGCUGAUGCCGGGGAAUGGAGGAGGAAGAGAGCGGGAGGAUGAUUACCAGCGAGGGGUGGUCAGUUAUCGGAGGAAGUCCUACGGAACGCCCUGUACGGACUUGGACAGUGGGUUUUCCGGAAGUAGCGGAAGUACGAGCUACAUUGGGAACCUAAGAGCCCGGAAGACGGAAGCGAGAAUGCUGUCGCUUCAGCAGCAGAGUCAUCAUCAGUCGAUGAUGCUGUUCGAGGGGUUGGGGCAGGAGGACACCCGAAGUAUCUCCAGCUGUAAUUCGAUGGACCGGUCCAGUAGUGGAGCGGGAGGUUCGGUGAGGGCACUGUGUAGCAAGGGGAAGAACUUGAGUAAGUUGUUCAGUGGAAGUACGCGGUCGUUGAAGAAGAUGCUGGAAUCGAGUGCUAGUGAGGGUGGGUCGUCCAGGAAGGGAGGUAUCCAUUCGACACCAAGUUCGCCAACGUUCGUGAAGUCCAAUAAGGUUGGAUUUUGGUCCAAGAAGAGCUGGACCAAGAAACUGUCGUCAAACGGAGCGCUGCAUCGAAGUUUUGAAGAUGAGACAAAGCCAUACCAAACGGCCGAUAGCUCGUGGGACUGUUCUUUGUCGCCUCGAACCACGAUCGGCGGCGCACCAGUGCCUCCUACGACUACGGCAACCAACGGCGGCGACGACAAUCAGCACCAAAAGCACCAACGCCUACUGAGUUGCACCUCGGAUUCCGUCGAGUUCCGUUCGGCGCAGCUAAUCCCGUACUCGACGUCCGAUCACCAACAGCAACAGCAGCAGCAACGCAGCAUCAAGCUCGACUACAAACCGUCCACGCGGACGGUCAGCUCCGAGGACAGCUGCUAUUCUGAGGAUCGGUACAUAUCCUCGGACGAGGACGACGACGACGACGAAGAGGACGAACUCGAUCUCGACGAGAACGACAUCCGGGAAGAAUACCUGCGGAACCGUAAUCGCCGCAACAACCAGAAUCACCAUCACCAUCACCCGCAACAGCAACAACAGCACCAGGAACAACCAAAGAUCCCAACGCCAAAGGCAGCAACAGUAGGCGACGACCAUCAUCAUCAGCAGCCGCAGCCGCAGCAACCGGAAGGAGGCGGUGGUGAACGUCGGCGAAGCAUCACCCAACUGCAGAACACUCUCAACAAGGCCAAGGCGCACCUUUCGUUCGAUAAAUGGAAAAGUCACCACGGCGGUGGUGGCAGCGGCAGCAAUCAGUAUCAUCACCAUCAUCAUCAACAACAGGUGGCCGCUGCUGGUGGAGGCGCUGGCGGUAAUGUCCACCUGAUUGCCGAUCUCGUCAAUAACAAUCGUAGCAGCAGCGGAACUAGCCUUAUCCACAGUACCGGUCGGAACGCACUGCACGCAUCCACCAUGUCUACCACCACGGCACCGGUCACCUCCUCACCCAUUCCGCCGACGGGCAUCAUCAGCCCCGGUUCGGCGUCCCUGGUAACGACGACCCACACCGCCUCGCCCAGUUCCACCAAUUCCUCACCUUCCAUCUCGUCGGAGCCGUUCUCACGACUAUCGCGCUGGUUCUCGAUACGUCGCGGCUCGAUGAACCAGUACGACGUCAAAGGCCACAACUCGAGCGGUCCGGCAUCUGCGACGACGGCGACGACGACGGGACAUUCCACUUCCGCUGGCGGAAAGGAGAACCGUCGCAACAGCAUCGACCACGUGGACUCGACCGGGUCGCUUUUCGGCGGCGGCGGCAAUGUUAACAAGUUCGACGGCGGCAAGCUGGCCAUGAACAAAGUUCUGGAAGCGGACGAAGAUCCGCUGCAGUUGGCGUUGGACAGUUUUGCGAUGACCCGGGGGACGGAGCCGAAGAACGUAGAACGGAGACACAUCCCGGUGACGUUGCCUCCGGCACCGUCCGGCAUGACCCAGCAACAGCUCAAACGGAGGCACAUCGUAGCGGCCAUCAUCCACAGUGAGAACUCGUACGUGGCCUCCCUGCAGCGACUGGUUAAUGAGUACAAACGGCCCCUCGAAGAAAGCAACCCGCCCAUCCUGAACCCCACGAAAACUGCCAUACUGUUCCACCGCCUGCCGGAGAUUCUCCAGCUGCACACCCUCUUCCGGAUAUCCCUGGCCGACUACAUCCAAAGCUGGGACUCGGAGGAGAAAAUCGGCGACGUUUUCGUUGCGACCUUCAGCAAAUCCCUAGUUCUGGACGUCUACAGUGGGUUCAUCAACAACUUCUCGAUCGCCAUGGACCUAGCGCGGAUGGAGGCCAAGCGGAAAUCGGCCUUGUCCGAUUUCUUUAAGGUCAAACAGAUAUCCGCCCACGAUCGGUUGUCCUUCUUCGGGCUGAUGGUCAAACCAGUUCAACGGUUUCCCCAGUUUAUCCUAUUUCUGCAAGAUCUGCUCAAGUACACCCCGCAGGGCCAUCACGAUCGGAUGUCGCUGCAGUUGGCACUGACCCAGCUCGAAUCGCUGGCGGAGAUGUUGAACGAGCGGAAACGCGAAGCGGAGCAGUUCCAGGCCUUCAAGGAGAUGCUGGAGAACAUCAGCGGGACGUUCAACAUCCGGUCGUUGGUGUCCGGAGGAACGUCCGACAACACCAUCAACAGCACAACCACCCGGUACCUGCUCCGAGAGGACAACGUGACCCAGCUGGAGUUCAACCAGUCCGGCUCGGUUGUGAAGAGUAAAAAGCGCAGGUUGCUGCUGUUGAACGAUAAGGUGCUGUGCGUUUCGGUAGCGCCCAAGCAGUCCCAUGAGUUUGGGUCCUCGGAGAAGCUGACCUUCAAGUGGAUGCACCCGGUGCAGGACGUCGAGAUCGUGGACAACAACCAGUCAAUUACGCUCUCGAGGAUACUGACGGCAGGUAUGAAACGAGGCAACAGUCUGAAGUCGAACUCCAGCUUCGAUUCGCCGUACCUGGCGCCGGGAACCCUGCCCGGUAUGAACACCAGCUGUUCCACCAUGAACAGCUCGUUCGGCGGUGGCGGCGGCGCCGGUGCAACACUUCCGGGUGGUGCGGCCAGCAGCGAGGCGGACAACCUGUGCAACGAAAUGAACGACCUGAUGCACGACUACGAAGUCAUGUCCCGGAUCAACGAUCUGGUCGGCUCGCUGAAGGGUUCGUACAAGGAGAUCAACCUCGGCGUAACGAAGUCCAUCCUGGCGGACAUUCAGACGUCGAUACAGAAAAAGGACGAGGAAAUCCUCUGGGUGGACUCGUGCUGUCUGCAGCUGGUGCUCAAGAACGCCGCCAAGGGCGGCAAGGAGGACAUCACCUACACAUUCCAGAUCGAGAACCCCGUGGUCAAGAAGGACUGGAUCACCGAACUCCGGCUGGCGCAGCUGGCGCUCGAUACGAACAAUUCGCCCGCGUGGCAGAUGGGCGCCGAGCACGAGCAACGAUACUCCCUGGCCAAGAUGCCCCUGUUUGUGAAGGCCUACCCGGCCUACAAGUCGCAGCAUCAAACCGAGGUCUGCUGCGGAUGUUACUUCUCAUCCAACCUGGCAUCUUCGGGGGCGUAUCGGUUGAAACCGUCGGCUCGGAAGCGCUCCAAGCACUCCAACACGCUGUGGAUCUGCUCGACGGACAAGAUCAACAGCCACGUGACGAUCCUGGCGCACAACAGCGCCCAGCACCACAGCAACGGGGGUUUCGGCGAGGUAGCCCGAUUCAGUCUGACCGAGUCGAUCGUGACCUGUAUGGAGUACGUGAAGGAGGGCGGACUGAUCACCGGGGAUGACGUCGGGUCGGACUCGAUCUGGAUGGGUACCAACAACCACCGGGUGCUGAUCUACUCGGCCAGCUAUCCGAUCAACGACGAACAGCUGGUGAACCUGUCGCUGCCGGGAGUUCCUAGUCAGAUAUUGUACUUCAACGAGAGGGUCUACGUGGGGUUGACCAAUGGGAGUGUGCUGGUGUUCAGCAAGACCGAAGCCGGCAUCUGGAGUUUGAACAGUCCGAAGAUCUUGGCGGUGCAGAGUGAGCCGAUCACGAGCCUGCUGGCGAUCAACAGCAGUGUGUACUUCGCGGCCGGUAAGUACGUCCAUGUGAUUAACGGCCGGACCAACGAGGUGGACAAGAACUUCCACAUUAAGCACACGAACUCGGCGAACGUGAGCGCUAACGUGAACCUGUUGGCACACUCGGGAAUAGGUUUGUGGAUUUCGUUGAAGAACUCCAGCAUCAUCUGUCUGUAUCACACGGAGACGUUCAAGCAUCUGCAGGACAUCAACAUCGCGUCUAAUGUGCUGAGGGUGACUUCGUCGCAUCAGAAUCCCUCGCGGGAGUCCAACUCUUCGAUUCAGGUGACGGCCCUAAUGGCCGCCAAGGGUAUGUUAUGGGUGGGUACCAACGUAGGGAUCACGCUGACCAUUCCGCUGCCAAGGCUAGAGGGUGUUCCGAUCGUGAGCGGAGGUGUGAACAUCUCGUACCACGCCCACUUGGGCCCGGUAACGUUCCUGUUGCCCUUGGUUACGAGGUCGUAUCAGACCUUGAAGGGGGUGGAUGUCGCAGCGGAAGUGAAGGUUGAGUCCAAGGAAACGGAAGCGGCGGCGGAGAAACAAGGAGAUCAAGAAAAACAGAAGGAAGCAGCGACGGCGUUGAAGGAACAGAUUUGCUCCAGUCCGGUGAUCUUGAGGCGGAAGAAGCCGGCUCCGAUGGAUUCCGGACGGAUGGCCAAGACCCUGCCGCGGAAUCUACGAACCAGCAGCGGUGCAUUCUCGCCGUCGAUCCACUCGACACUGUCCUCGUCCUCACAGUACUCCGAUCAGGGAUGUGACGUCUACGGUCUGUACGGAGAUCUAAUCUUCGUUAAGGAAGACCUAGAAAAUCAGGAAGAUCGGAACAUCUUGGACCCGAGCUAUGACUACCUGCGAAGAAGUGAUCCGGACAUUGCGGCGAUCCCGGCGAAGGUUUCCACCCUCGAUCGGAGACUGCGGAUGAAGGUCAGCCGACCGCGAUCGCUGGACCUGUCGAACUGGUCGAUGGAGUCGCGAUCGUCCAGCGUCUACACCUCGUCCGGAAGUGACGAGAAUGUGGGAGGUCGCAGCGGAGCCGGAAGUAAGAACGUCUCGCGUAACAGCUCAAGCGCUAGUCACAAGAUGAACAACUCCGAUCUGGAUAACAUCAACGAGAACGAGGUAGCUACGCACCUAAAACCGUCGGCCCUGGAUGCGGUUCCGACGGUGACCAAAGAAUCCUUGUCGGUGGUUGACCUGGACAAGUUCCCGACGACUCCGGUGGCGUCAACCAAUACGACCAAGCGGAAGAAGCACCAGUCGAUGAACGGCGGGUCGGCAGUCAACGGAGCCGGUGGUGGAGUAGGUGGAGAUGGUGCAAGUGCCGCCCGGAGGACCAUACUGACGCUGACCGGUGGCCGAGGGUACGUCAACUGGAGGCAUAUCUGGGAGCGAACCGGCCCGCUGGAUGGUGGAAAGUCGGCUACCAGCUCUCCACAGAAUCAUCACCAUCAACGGACCGCUUCGGUCACGUCCCUGGCCGGCCUAGGGCAGACUAAUUCAACCGAUGCCCAUCUGGUCAUCUGGGAGAAGAAGUUGUAGGAGGAGGAGAAGCAGGAGAGGGAGAUGAAGACGUGCGACUUUUUUCUUAGCUUUAAAGGAGAUUACAGCAGGAGACUCUUAUUGGUGCGCGUGCGAGUGUACAUAAUACGAAGGUAUGGAUAUCCCAGUGAACCCCUUUUCUGCGGGAACACCCCCCUUCCGAUGCAUAUACAUAUAGGGCAAAUGUGAUAAGACUUAAAAAUAUUUCUCGUUGUACACACACACACAUUUCGAUUUACGCGCAUUUUCACAUCUUACACUCGGUAAGGCUAUAAGAAAGUAAGGUAAUCAUCCGAUUCUUCCCAAAUUGGACAUUCGAAACUAGAGAAAGAUGUAUAUUUAUCUAUAUGUUUUAUGAGAGGAAAAUUCUUAUCGUCAAAAGAGAGAGAAAAGCGAACAAAGAGAUUUGUUAGCUGUAUUAGUAACUAGUAGAAGCGUAUCGAAGAAAAAUCACAUGAAUUCUAUUGCGUUCUCAGUUUAGUUCAUGUUUCUAUCGAAUCAUUUCAAAAACUCACAAAAAGCUAAUUUUCUUUUAGAAGUUAAAGAAAAAGAACAAGAUGGACGCGCUCGCGCGAUCCAUCCGUAUUUAUUGUUACUCACACUCACACAAACAAGCAGACACUCAAAUCAAAACACACACACAGUAGGCCGCCGUUGUUGUUAAACUCGAAAGAUUUCACUCACACACAGACACUCACUCACUCAUACCGGAAACCGGAAGCAGAGCCGAUGGUAAUAACACGGGAAACAAGUUAAUUUCGACAACGAACCGCGCGCAGUUAUUCUUCUUUCUUUUUCGCGUUCACUCACACUAGGAAGCAGCAGUCGUUAACACAAAUACAAACGUGUAAAAACCGAAAGCGAAAGCCACUUAGCAGUUAAAUGUUCAAUAAUUUUCAGUUUAGGUAAACUACUAGCGCAAGGUGGUUUGGGUGCGUUCUCUCGCUUCAAUAAGGAGGGUCUUGUUUUAAGAGUGUUUAAGGUUUUUCGUUAAGUACAAAUAUGGAGGAAAAGUUAUCAGAACAUUUAAGCUGGUUUUUACUUAGGGAGCUACAAAUAUUUGUACAAUGAACUUUAUAACAUACAAUUCUUGAAUAGGAGAUCACCCCCGGAAAGGUUUGAACACCGCGCCCCAUGUCUAGUGGAAAACGGGAGAAGAUUGAAUCCAACAAAAGUGAAUUUCGAGUUGCGUGGAGCGACUUGUACCUAUAGGGAACAAAUUCUGCGACAGGAGAAGUUUAGGAAGGUUUCGUUAGGAAAGUUAAUUAAGCUUAGUUAGUUAUUAUUAUUGUUCUAAAGCUUCUUCAACUGUUCUAAUCUACAUUGUUUCAUAAUAUGAAAAAAAAUCAAAUCAAAAAACUUAAAAACAUUCUCACCUUGUUAGUUUCCUCUGUAAAUGCUUCCAACUCUUUAUGUACACUUCCUUUCCAUUCCUGUCUACUGUCCUAGAUCUGAACCAUACUCUCACUUCACAAAACAAAACAAAAACAGAACAAAACCGAAUCCCAAAAAUCAAAAACAAAUAAUCUCGAUGGUUAGUUAACAACACGGAAAUCAAAACAGAAAACUGCGUAACAAAACUCAAGUACAUAUGAAUAAACGGACCUAGAUGUUCAUUAUUUGUAUAAAGCAAACAUAAAAAAAACGAAACAAAAAAAAAAACAAAACAAACGA
This is a messenger RNA of Aedes albopictus (Asian tiger mosquito), 9306 nucleotides long. RefSeq lists its product as uncharacterized. Bases 1300 to 7632 code for a protein of 2110 amino acids. NCBI's taxonomy places the organism in Eukaryota, Metazoa, Arthropoda, Insecta, Diptera, Culicidae. The transcript is spliced from 9 exons. The record is from RefSeq and is a predicted model, not a curated record. Gene Ontology annotation, biological process: positive regulation of stress fiber assembly; actin cytoskeleton organization. Gene Ontology annotation, molecular function: protein binding; guanyl-nucleotide exchange factor activity.